Messenger RNA from Vespa crabro (European hornet), 657 nucleotides. RefSeq names its product probable 28S ribosomal protein S6, mitochondrial (gene mRpS6). The coding region runs from base 113 to 577 and encodes 154 amino acids. Gene Ontology annotation, molecular function: small ribosomal subunit rRNA binding; structural constituent of ribosome. NCBI's taxonomy places the organism in Eukaryota, Metazoa, Arthropoda, Insecta, Hymenoptera, Vespidae. Gene Ontology annotation, biological process: translation. The transcript has 4 exons. The record is from RefSeq and is a predicted model, not a curated record. Gene Ontology annotation, cellular component: ribosome; mitochondrial small ribosomal subunit.
ACUUUCAUUUAUUAUUUUUUAUAGUUCAUGGUAUUCAAGUUAUAACAAAGUUAUUACAGUGGCAUAAUUUUUUAAAUAAAUCUGAAUAUUUUUAAAUAAAUAAUUCUUAAAUAUGCCGACCUACGAAAUGCCUUUACUUCUUCGUAUAAUGAAUAAGCCAGAAACAUUUAACGCUUUAAAAAGAACAGCAACUGCAAUUUUUGAUAAAGGUGGAAUUAUUAGAAAAAUAGAGAAUUUAGGUUCGAAAAAACUUCCAUGCAAACUAAGCUUUAGAGGAAGGACUUAUUGGGAAGCAAAUCAUUUCUUAUAUUAUUUUGAUGUGCCUCCAUUAAUAAUACCAGAUCUUGUAGAUGAAUACAAUCGAGAUAUCGACAUCCUUAGAACUAAAAUAUACAAAAAAAAUAGCGUUCAACCCAUUGAAUGCACACUUCAUGAGGAAUUAUUGCCUCCUGUGUAUAGGAAAAAUGUAAUAAAAUUAAUGGAGGUUGCAGAGAUGCAGAAAAAGAAACAUAAGAAAUUACAAUAUGAUCGCGAAAUGAAAUAUUAUCCUUCUUCAAAUCCUAAUCAGGUUUCAUAAAUUUCAUUAUUUAUAAAUAUUAUCAUAAUCUUAUGUAUAUAGCUUUAUAAUAAAGUAAAUGACUCUAUAAAAAAUUAAAA